AGUCGAACAGAACCGGAAGUGAGUCAUAGCGCGCGGCUGUUUGGAUGUGGAAACCCAGACUUCAAACUGGGGUGAGUUGUGAGGACAUGGAUCGGUACCUACUGCUGGUGGUUUGGGGGGAAGGAAAAUUCCCCUCGGCGGCCAAUGGACCGGAGGAGCAUGGGCCAGAGGAGUCGUCGGUUGAGGGUACGGAGAAGCAACCGGACUUCACUGCAGCAAAUGUUUAUCACUUCCUGAAAAGAAACAUUAGGGCUUCCAUUAAUCCUGAAGAUAGUACUUUUCCUGCCUGUUCAGUAGGUGGUAUACCAGGUUCCAGGAAGUGGUUCUUUGCAGUGCAGGCAAUAUGUGGAUUUUAUCAGUUUUGUAGUUCUGAUUGGCAAGAGAUAAAUUUUGAUACAGAAAAUGAUAAGAUUGAAGAUGUUCUUCAAACAAACAUCGAAGAAUGUUUGAAUGCUGUUGAAUGUUUUGAAGAAGAUGACAGCAAUAGCAGAGAAUCUUUAUCCCUGGCUGAUUUGUAUGAAGAAUCUGCAGAAAAUUUGCAUCAGCUAACAGACAAGCUUCCUGCUCCUGGUAGAGCAAUGAUAGAUGUAAUUCUACUGCCCUCUGACAAAGAUCCUCCUAAAUUGAAAGACUGUUUACCUACUGUAGGAGCACUAAAACAUUUGAGGGAAUGGUAUUCAGCAAAAAUUACUAUAGCCGGAAGUCAUUCUGAAAUAAAUUGUCAAAAAAUUGCAGAAUAUCUAUCUGCUAAUGUUGUAUCUUUAGAAGAUCUCAGAAAUGCUGUUGACUCACAGGAAUUAUGGAGGGGAAAGAUUCAGAUAUGGGAAAGAAAGUUUGGAUUUGAAAUCAGUUUUCCUGAAUUUUGUUUAAAGGGAAUCACACCUAAGAAUUUUAGUACACCUAAUUUACAUACCUGCUUUCUUGACAAAAAGAUAAUACUAUCAAAGGAUAAAAGUGUUUUGCCAAAGGUUUUCCAUUAUUAUGGUCCUGCUUUAGAAUUUGUGCAGAUGAUAAAAUUAUCAGAUCUACCCUCCUGUUAUAUGUCGGACAUUGAGUUUGAGCUCGGAUUGACAAGUAACAAUGCCAAACAGAGUUCUGUGCUGCUGCUGGAACAGAUUUCUUCUCUAUGUGGAAAGGUUGGUGCUCUUUUUGUAUUGCCAUGUACCAUUAGUAGCAUACUUAUUCCACCUCCCCACCAACUCAGUUCCAGAAAAUGGAAGGAAUAUAUAACUAAAAAGCCUAAGACAAUCAGUGUUCCAGAUGUUGAAGUGAAAGGAGAAUGUUCUGGCUAUUAUCUCUUGUUACAAGGAAAUGGCACUAGAAGAUGCAAAGCCACAUUGCUUCACUCAGCCAACCAGAUCAAUGGCUCAUUUGCACUCAGUUUAAUUCAUGGAAGGAUGAAAACACAGAUAGAAGAAGCCAAAUUGAGCUUUCCUUUUGACUUAUUAUCACUUCCGCACUUUACUAAGGAGCAGGUGGUACAGAGAGAGAAGCAGUUAGCUGAUGUGCAAGUUUUGGCUUUGAAAGAAUGCCUGAAAAGGAGAAAGUUGGCAAAGCAGCCUGAAGCAGUAUCUGUGAAUGAACUCAAAAGUCUAUUAAUACUCACAAGGGAACGCUUUUUUAAUCAUUUUGAUGCUGUUAUUCCUAAAACAGUUCUAAGACAGACAGACAAAAGUAAAACCUCCAAUAUGUUAAAGGAUGCCCCUCCAGUAGAACCUGAUUCUUCAAGUCUAAUGGAAUGCAAUCCUCUGGAAUGGCCAGAAAGUCAUGUUCUUCAAAAUUUGGAAACACUCAAAAAAGCUAAGCAAAAAAUGAGAACUGGCUCAUUACCUCGUUCAUCUGAACAGUUGCUGGGCCAUAAAGAGAGUCCACGAGAUUCGAUCACAUUAGAUGCUAAAGAACUGCUGAAAUACUUUACCUCUGAUGGGUUACCAGUGGGAGAUCUUCAACCUUUACAGAUUCAAAAGGGAGAAAAGACUUUUGCUCUGACACCUGAACUCAGUCCUCGAAAACUUCAGGUCUUACCUUUUGAAAAAGCCUCAGUGUGUCAUUAUCAUGGAAUUGAAUACUGCCUAGAUAACCAAAGAGCUUUAGAGAGAGAUGGGGGAUUUUCAGAACUUCAGUCUCGUCUUAUUCGUUAUGAAACGCAAACCACCUGGACCAGAGAGAGCUUUCCAGUACCUGCUGUGUUGAGCCCUCUUCCAUCUCCCGCAGUUUUGUCGGAGCCUGGGAGUGUCCCAGAGGAAGAAGCUUUACAAAGUGAACUCCGAACUGAAGCAUCCCGGUUGAAAAGGAGAGCUACAGAUCGGAACUGCCUUUAUCCCUCGAAAAGACUUGCAAAAUCGGAAAGCUCCGAUUCUCUUCUUUCGCUAACAAGUGCCAGUAGUACUCACCAUCGUGUGGUUUCAUCCAGAAAGCCACGGGAACAGCGGUCGUUCUCAGUGGCUGGUCCCUUGGUUCAAGUUCCUGGCUGUGAAACUCCAAAAAUCACUGCAAAGGCCAGUUCAAGUCAAAAAAGUGUGCGUGAAUCAAAAUCAUCACGGCAGAUGAAGGAAUCGAGGUCACAGAAACACACACGGAUACUGAAAGAAGUAGUUACGGAGACCCUGAAGAAACAUAGUAUUCCCGAGACUCAUGAAUGUUUCACUGCCUGCAGUCAGAGGCUCUUUGAAAUCUCUAAGUUGUACCUUAAGGAUCUUAAAACUUCAAGGGGUCUUUUUGAAGAAAUGAAGAAGGCAGCAAAUAACAACGCAGUACAGGUGAUUGACUGGGUAUUAGAAAAGGCAAGCAAGAAAUAACACAGAAUCAUUCUCAUUAGGACCAUUAUUAAUUGGGUGGAGUUAAUAUUUACUACUUCAUUCUUUGGUUUGAAAAUUAUAAACAAAUUUCAAAUGUUAUUCAAAGAAUUGGUGUUAACAUUUCUAAAAAUGUUGUAAAUAUCCUAUAUUUAUAUAG
Molecule: messenger RNA, 2955 nt
Organism: Tupaia belangeri chinensis (Chinese tree shrew)
Lineage: Eukaryota; Metazoa; Chordata; Mammalia; Scandentia; Tupaiidae
Gene: MTBP
Product: MDM2 binding protein
Exons: 22
Coding region: 45-2798 (917 amino acids)
Biological process (GO): protein localization to kinetochore; traversing start control point of mitotic cell cycle; regulation of protein ubiquitination
Cellular component (GO): kinetochore
Source: RefSeq, a predicted model, not a curated record